Molecule: messenger RNA, 2296 nt
Organism: Effrenium voratum
Lineage: Eukaryota; Dinophyceae; Suessiales; Symbiodiniaceae
Source: the annotation of a GenBank genome assembly
CACAUGGUUAGCUCGAUUCUUCAAGGCGCCCGUCCGGAUGCAGGAACCUGAUUGCAUGUUGUCCAGUUAACCACAUCUGCGCAUCCUUGCUGCCUGGUCACAAAAAUGAGGCUUUGCUCAAUACACAUUUGGUCGAAGUGAUGCCCAAGCUGCCCAAUGCCCGAGGCGAUGCACGAGCCUCCCCGUUUUUGCGCCGAGGGGCCCUGCCCAAGCAACUUGUCAGAGCUGCGGAGUGUGAUCCUGCGAUACCUCUGCGGCUCUCCGGCGCAAAGCUAUCCGGUGGACGCAGCUCACCUCAGUUCGGCUCUGCGCCGUGCCUACAGGAGCCUGGGACACGAGAAGGCAGCGCUAUCGGUCUUCAGGGAGUCCAACGCCGCCACCGCGAUCCGGGAGCUGCAGAAGGACCUGCUGGUGGCGAGGUGUGAAGGUGCGCUGUCGAUCAAGGACAGCUGUGGCGAGGUCUCGAUUCUGAGUGCAGAUCGGCGAAGGAUCUACUCAGCACUCGCUCCCAGCGUCAAUGGCGGGCACAAUCGCAGCGGUGACGCAGGCCAGACGCCAGAGAGCCGUACUGAGGCUCGGAAGCGGCUCUUGGCAGAGGCGGAAGAGGAGUUCAGGGCUUUGCUGGAAGAGCCUGCCAAGAAGGAGGAGGAGGCCGACCAUCCUUGGAGACCUCCUUCCAGUCCAAAAGUACCUGGCUCAGUCGACCAUCCUUGGAAGCCUCCUUCCAGUGCGAAAGCCGACCAUCCUUGGAGACCUCCUUCCAGUCCAAAAGCCGACCAGCCUUGGCGGCCUCCACCGCACCCCGCGGCACAAGUGGCGCCACGGACGCCGCCGCAGCCGGCCGCGCCACACACACCGCCGGACGCGGCGCCUGUGCGGCUCCCUCGCCGGGAGGCCAGUCGAUCCAGAUCAGGCGUAGCAUCAUUGUCAUUGGUGAUUCCAGGGCGCCGGCGCCGGCGCCGCGAUGAAGGCGAACGCCGCUCACGGUCCCGGCGGAGAGACAGGGAGAGUCGGAAUGAGAAGGUGGCAGCUCCGUCAGGGCCGCCACCUGGCGCCUUUGAGGUCCCCGCAUCUGCACCAAGUCCUCGACUUGCGCCGCAGAUUUCCCCGAGGCCGCAGCCUGCAGAGCCUGACCUGCUGGGAGCGCUUGCUCAAGCCGUGUCCAGAGCUGUGGGUGUGACUCCGAGCCAGCCACCAUCGUACCAGGCGCAGGCCUAUCCAGCGCUGAUGCACGGCAUGGCGCCGGGCCAUCACGUGCACCCGCAUGGGCAUCACGGGUACCCGCAGCCCAUGGCCUACCCGUACGGGCAUUUGCCUCAGGCUCCUGCAAUGCACAUGAUGGGGCAUCCACCCCCGCAUCACAUGCCGCAGGCGCACUAUCCAGCUUACGCACCGCAUCCGCACUUCCCCGGGUACUACAUGCCCGUGUAUCCUGGUAUGCCCGGCCAUCCUCCUCCGCGGGAUCGUCGCGAUGAGAGCGAUGAGGAUCGAAGGAAGAAAGAGCGGGAGGAACCCCCACCUCCGGCCAAGUUCGACGAUGAUCACUGGGAGGAGCCGCGGGAACGGACUCAGAUGAAACUACUGGGGGAGGAGUGCCCCGAGGAGUUUCGGCGGCUUUGGACCUACCCCCUCUCCGACGAGAAUCGUCGGAGCUUCGCCGGGUACGUGCAGCGGGCGUUGGACAAAGACCACUGCAGAAGCUUCUUCGCAAAGAUUCGGGAUUCUUGUGACUGGAAGCAGCCUGAGGGAAUCCACGGUCAGAUCCCGCGGAAGACCUGCUGGCUGGUAAAGGGAGGCUGCCGGUGCAAGUACAGAUACGGGGGCCUGGAAGUGGAGGCGCAAGAGUUUCCGAAAUGGAUGCAUGAGCUCAUGGAGAUUGUCCUCAAGCCCUGCGGGAUUUCACCCAAAGAUUGGCCGAAUUCCUGCAACCUCAACCUCUAUGAGGACGGCGGCAUGACCGUGGGUUGGCAUUCUGACGACGAGCGGCUCUUCCAGGGCAAGUUCCGGGACUGCAGGAUAAUCUCUCUGUCCCUCGGGGCAACCCGCAAGUUCGAGCUGCGACGGAACUGGCCGGAGGAUAGAGAGACGCAGUUGCAGAGGGUGACCUUGAGCAGUGGCGACCUGCUCACCAUGGAGGGCAUGGUCCAGAAGCACUUCCAACACCGGGUGCCUCGAGAGAACGUCAAGGAGCCGCGCAUCAACCUGACCUGGCGCUGGGUAAAAAGGCAUGUUCCUGACUGCCCCGCUGGGCGGAAGAUGACACACGCGUCUCGGUGACGAUUGAAGUGAAGUGUUA